UGGGAAUGUUUCAGCUUCUUGCUAAUACGAUUCACUUUUCUCCAUCCACCUCCCUCCCUUGCCUCCUGCCCCCAGAUGAGAUACAUAUUUUUAUUAACCUCUACUUUUUUUCAAGGUCACUUCCUGGUACUACAGCUGCUGAAUGUGCAUCAAAUUUGAAGAAGAUUUAUACAGUACAAACAGUACAGAAUUUCUGGAGUGUCUACAACAACAUCCCUCCUGUGACAAAUUUGCCUCUGAGAUGGAGUUACCAUUUAAUGAGGGGAGAGAGACGGCCGCUUUGGGAAGAGGAAAGUAAUUCCAAAGGAGGUGUAUGGAAAAUGAAGGUCCCUAAAGAAAGUACGGCUGCAGUUUGGAAGGAGCUACUGUUAGCAACUAUUGGAGAGCAGUUUACAGACUGUUGUGCAGCAGAUGAUGAAGUAAUAGGGGUUAGCGUCAGUGUUCGUGACCGUGAAGAUGUUGUACAAGUCUGGAAUGUGAAUGCCUCUUUAGCAAGUGAAGCAAAAGUUUUAGAAAAGAUAUAUAAACUUCUACCACACACGUCUUUUAAAGCAGUGUUCUAUAAACCGCACAGAGAACAUCAUGCGUUUGAAGGCCGACGUGGAAAACAGUAACUGCAGCCUGUACCAAGCUCGUUCUUUGUUAUUUAGUGUUCUGAAGCGCUCUGAACGGGGAGAAGGAUGGGUGAAGCCCUGCAGGAGCACCACAUGCAGCGUCCUUUUGAGCUUCUAACGUUUCAAAUUGGGCUAUUGCUACUGAAAAUGAGGAAAAUGGUUGCCUUGAUUAUGAAAUGCGCCAUUCAUUACUUCUUGUUUGGCUGUAUUUUUAGUUCUUCGUUGUUUCUUCAAAAAGAUACUUCAGUCACUUUUUUUUGGAUCAGAUUAUGUUUCUCUCGUACUGUUUCAGUAAGAGAGAAAGCUUUCAUUUUUUCUGUACUGUACGUAGUUAAGUGCAAAUGUGCACAAACAUGCUGUGCUGCUUUUUCUAGAUGUGCUGUACAUAGAGGAAUACUGGCUUGAUGAAAUGUGUUUUCAAUUUUUGUUUUGAAACAUUCCUAUCAUGUUAAGAUUUACUCACUGUCUUUGUCCCAAGAGAGGAAGAAAUUGCACUGCGUUAUUCUAAUAUAGCAUGUAAUCUGGUCUUGCACUGGCAAUAGCACACAUACUGUAAGAGUAAAUAAUAGUCACUGAGAGACUAAAGAGAACACACUUACAUUAGGACUAACCCUCCGCGAGAUGACGUUAACCGGUGUUUUAACUUUAGUAGUUUCAAAAGAACACUUAUUCAGACUGAGAGAUCUUUCAAUAGGAAACCCUACAAACUCUGCAUCUCUCUUACUUUAAGAGAGGAUGGUGUUUUUAAUGUUUGUAUAUUGUAUGCUUCCUUACGAUAUUUUUCUGUACAUUCAUGAAAAAAAGUGUCCUGAAUCAUUCUAAUGCAUUUGCCUAACUGGAUCCAUCCCUCACAAUUCUUAGGUUGUUUUAGGCCUAUGCAUCACUGUCAGAAUUGCUGUUGACUUCAGUGCAAAGGGAAGAGAUCCCAUCAUAUGUAGUUUCAAGCUAUCAUGGCACCUUAAGUGAGUUUUUUUUUUUAUUUACAGAAAAGAAAUGUAUUUUGUUUUGCAAAGUGAAUGUGAAUAUGAACCAUGCUAUUCUUUUAAAUGUUUGUCUAUGUUAAUUAUUUGGAGUGUCAGUUUGUUUUACUAUACUACCAAAGAUUAAUAUAGUUCCAUUUACAAGAAGAAGCUGCAAAGUAGAGAUGAAUGUACACUCCACUGAGCAUUACUUCAUUGUUAAGAGUUUUUGUUUGGCAACUGUUCAAAUUGCACUGAUUUCCACAUGUUUAGUAUUAUUAAAAGGCAGCCAUUAGAAUCAAAUAAAUUUAAAAAUAAGAACCACAUUUGAGGUUUUUUACAACUUCACCUUUAUUUAUGAAUUAAAGCUGUGCAGUUAA
Messenger RNA from Struthio camelus australis, 1953 nucleotides. NCBI's taxonomy places the organism in Eukaryota, Metazoa, Chordata, Aves, Struthioniformes, Struthionidae. The record is from RefSeq and is a predicted model, not a curated record.